Molecule: messenger RNA, 3573 nt
Organism: Rosa chinensis
Lineage: Eukaryota; Viridiplantae; Streptophyta; Magnoliopsida; Rosales; Rosaceae
Product: LRR receptor-like serine/threonine-protein kinase GHR1
Exons: 5
Coding region: 285-3503 (1072 amino acids)
Biological process (GO): protein phosphorylation
Molecular function (GO): protein binding; protein kinase activity; ATP binding
Source: RefSeq, a predicted model, not a curated record
CUUUUCCCUUACUUUGGCGGGUAAGACCCUAAAUUGCCCCCAAAAACCCAUAGCAUUUUCCCGCUUACUUUCUCAGUUGUUGGGACAAUGCCCCUAAAAAUUUGAUAAAGAAAAUGCAAAGCUAGGGUUUUUGUUUAGUCACCCAAUGCAGAAAGUUUGGUUUUUACUGUAGUGUCUUCACAUGCCCCUCUGAAAGCUCAAAGCAAGGUUGGUAAUUUUAAAGACCCACUUUUAGUUUCUUCAUGGGUUUGCUGUAGCUGGAUACUACUGAGCUCUCUGAAGGAAUGUGGAGGAGGAGGAUGAGUAUGAGGCUGGGUGGGAUUUUAGUGCUGUCCCUAUUUUUCCUUUCUGCAAUGGGACAGCUUCCUUCGCAGGAUAUUUUGGCGCUGCUCGCGUUCAAGAAGGGUGUCAAGCAUGAUCCUACUGGUUUUGUCGUCAAUUCUUGGAAUGAUGAGUCCAUUGACUUCAAUGGUUGUCCUUCUUCUUGGAAUGGGGUUAUAUGUAAUGGUGGAAAUGUCGCUGGAGUUGUCCUUGAUAAUUUGAGUCUCUCUGCGGAUGUGGACUUGAGUGUGUUUUCGAAUCUAACCAAGCUUCUGAAACUUUCCAUGGCCAACAAUUCGAUAUCUGGGAAAAUUCCUGACAAUAUUGCAGACUUCAACAGCCUCCAGUUUCUUGAUCUCUCCAACAAUUUAUUUGCUUCAUCUUUACCACCUGGAAUUGGUAAGUUGGGGAGCUUAAGGAACCUCUCAUUAGCUGGCAAUAACUUCUCGGGCUCCAUUCCAGAUUCCAUUUCAGGGCUUUCCUCAAUCCAGUCGUUGGACUUAAGUCGCAACUCCUUUUCAGGGCCGAUGCCGUCCGCAUUGACAAAGCUGUCCAGUCUGGUAUCUCUAAAUCUUUCUUUGAAUGGCUUUACCAAGAGCUUACCUAAGGGGUUUGAGCUAAUGUCAAGUCUAGAUGUGCUCGACUUGCAUGGAAAUAUGCUUGAUGGUCCUCUGGAUAAGGCAUUUCUGAUGGAAGCAACUGCCACGCAUGUUGAUUUUAGUGGCAAUAUGUUUACAAGUUCCAGUUCACAGCAGCAGAUGUUUCUACCUCGUCUUUCCGAGAGUAUCAAGUACUUGAAUCUUUCCCACAACCAGCUUACUGGGUCACUGGUAGGUGGCAGUGAGCUUCAGAUAUUUGAGGACUUGAAGGUGUUGGAUCUCAGCUACAACCAGCUGUCAGGAGAAUUGCCUGGAUUUAAUUUUGUCUAUGACCUCCAGGUCCUCAAACUUAGCAACAACAGAUUUACUGGAGUUGUUCCCAAUGGCCUAAUAAAAGGAGAUUCUCUGGUUUUAAGUGAACUAGAUCUGAGUGGCAACAAUCUCUCAGGACCAAUAACUAUGGUGACAUCAACAACUCUGAGCAUCCUUAAUCUCUCCUCGAAUGGGCUUACUGGUAAGUUGCCAUUGCUGACUGGAAGUUGUGCUGUACUUGAUCUAUCCAAGAACAAAUUAGAGGGAAAUUUAACCAGGAUGGUGAAAUGGGGGAACAUUGAAUACCUUGACCUGAGUCAAAAUCUUUUGACAGGACCCAUCCCUGAUGUCACUCCACAGUUUUUGCGUUUAAAUUAUCUCAAUCUUUCCCAUAAUUCUCUUAGUAGUUCCAUAGCAAGUGUUAUAACACAGUAUCCAAAAAUUAGUGUCCUUGAUCUCAGUUCUAACCAGUUAGAUGGCACAGUUCUAGCUGAGUUGCUAAGCAUGCCUACUCUGCAAGAGCUCCACCUUGAAAAUAAUUUACUCACUGGGUCUAUCAACAUUUCAUCUCCUUUGUUCAACCAAUCCAAUCUUCAGGUUCUUGAUCUUUCUCAGAACCGGCUGAGUGGUUAUUUUCCUGAUCAAUUUGGUUCACUGAAUGGGCUUAAAGUGCUCAAUAUUGGGAGAAAUAAUCUUUCUGGCUCUCUGCCAACUUCCAUAUCUGACAUGAGCACACUAAGCUCAUUAGACAUAUCGCAGAAUCAUUUCACAGGUCCUCUUCCAAACAACUUGCCAAACAGUCUUGUAUUCUUUAAUGCUUCAUAUAAUGAUCUUUCUGGGGAUGUCCCAGAAAAUCUGAGAAAGUUUCCGAGUUCUUCCUUCUAUCCAGGGAAUACGCGCUUGCGGUUUCCAAGUGGUGGUCCUCCUGGAUCAAACAAUUCCGAAUCUGAACAUUCAAAGAGGAAACCAUUCAGCACACUUGUCAAAGUUAUCAUUAUAGUUUCAUGUGUGGUUGCUGUUUUCAUUCUUCUUCUGCUUGGUAUCUUCAUUCAUUACAUCUGCAUGUCAAGGAGAACCCCAUCAGAGAAUACUGCAAACAAAGACAUCCACAAACGUGCUCCACCAAACCCCUCAGGUGCUCGAGGAGCAGAGAGUGGUGGUGCUUUGGUUGUUUCAGCUGGGGAUCUUGUGGCUUCACGGAAAGGAUCGUCUUCUGAAAUUAUCAGCCCUGGUGAAAAACUCGCAGCUGUAAGUGACUUCUCCCCUUCAAAGAACAGCCAUUUCUCUUGGUCACCAGAGUCUGGAGAUUCCUACACUGCAGAAAACCUUGCCAGACUGGACGUGAGAUCACCGGAUAGAUUGGUUGGUGAGCUUCAUUUUCUUGAUGAAACAAUUGCAUUAACACCUGAGGAGCUUUCAAGGGCUCCUGCUGAAGUUUUGGGAAGAAGCAGCCAUGGCACAUCUUAUAAGGCAACACUUGAUAACGGGCUGUUCUUGACAGUUAAGUGGUUGAGAGAAGGGGUGGCAAAGCAGAAAAAGGAGUUUGCCAAGGAGGCUAAGAAAUUUGCCAAUAUGAGGCAUCCAAAUGUUGUGGGUUUGAGAGGGUACUAUUGGGGUCCUACACAGCAUGAGAAGCUUAUUCUUUCAGAUUAUAUCUCACCUGGAAGUCUUGCAAGCUUUCUUUAUGAUCGACCAGGAAGAAAAGGUCCACCAUUGACCUGGGCCCAAAGGCUCAAAAUUGCAGUUGAUGUUGCACGUGGCCUGAACUAUCUCCAUUUUGAUCGUGCUGUUCCACACGGUAACCUCAAAGCAACAAAUAUUCUGUUGGAUGGGUCUGAUCUGAAUGCCCGAGUUGCUGAUUACUGCCUCCACCGUCUCAUGACACAAGCUGGCACCAUUGAACAGAUUCUUGAUGCUGGUGUCUUAGGUUACCGCGCCCCAGAGCUGGCUGCUUCCAAGAAGCCACUGCCCUCCUUCAAGUCCGAUGUUUACGCCUUUGGAGUGAUAUUGUUGGAACUUUUAACUGGAAGGUGCGCUGGUGAUGUGAUCUCUGGUGAAGGAGGCGGGGCAGAUUUGACAGAAUGGGUGCGGUUGAGGGUAGCAGAAGGUCGUGGGUCAGAUUGUUUUGAUGCUGCAUUGGUGACUGAGAUGGGAAAUCCAGCAGCAGAGAAGGGAAUGAAGGAAGUCCUUGGAAUAUCAUUACGGUGUAUACGUUCUGUCUCUGAGAGGCCAGGUAUUAAGACUAUAUAUGAGGAUCUAUCUUCCAUAUAGUUUAGUUUGCCCUAGAGUUAGCUAAUCUGAACAUGUUGUAUUAAGACUAUAUAUGAGGAUCUCUCUUCCA